Molecule: messenger RNA, 2057 nt
Organism: Linderina pennispora
Lineage: Eukaryota; Fungi; Kickxellomycota; Kickxellomycetes; Kickxellales; Kickxellaceae
Exons: 3
Coding region: 45-2003 (652 amino acids)
Biological process (GO): transcription by RNA polymerase II
Cellular component (GO): nucleus
Source: RefSeq, a predicted model, not a curated record
UCCAUCGACCCAUCCGUAUUCUUUGUGAGACCUCAUUUGCAGACAUGUCGGGCAAGGAAAACGCACGGGAGAGUCUGCGGCCCAGAAGAUUCGAUCUGGGCACCGAUGACGACGAUCUAGAGGCAAUGCAGCGUGACUUUCUGAGGCACAAACGCACCAAGCCAGCAGCCAAGGUUAUACGCCGGGCGCAGCCGCCUGCUGUGGGUACUACUAUGACAGCCGCUACAGCCGCCGCUUCCAAAAUGUCCACAAAAACGAUACCAAAGAUGCAGGAUCAGCCGGCACCAAGCACUCAUGAGGAGGAUAUCGGUGGAGCUGACUCUUCGCAGGUUAUGGACUUUGUUCAGCGUAUGUCGACCGCUAUUAAGGAGUAUGAGCGAUCCGAGCCCAACUCGCCAGCACCACAGCCCAAGGUUGUUCCCAGCCAACAGGAGCCGCCUAAGAAGCUGGAGACUGCAGGCGGCGCCAUCAGCAAAUCCAACAAGAGCACAAAGGUCACCGAACCCGUGCUGCCGCCUGAACCAAAGCCGCGCACCAAUGGGUUCCCUGAAAUUCCUACUGAUUUCAAGCUUGCCAAGGCAGCAGAAAAGGACAAGCAAAUAGCAGCAGAAAUCGAGAAGCCAGGUUCUGACGAACACAAGGGUGGCGAGCUCUGGGCCCAAGUGCGUGGGCAGGCGUCAAAGGAGAACGAGGAGCGAAUCAGCGGGAUGUCGGCGGAGGAGAUUGCUGAAGCUCAAGGCGAAAUCCAGGAACUACUUUCGUCGGAGCUUAUCGCCCGUCUGCGCGCCCGCAAGAAGAAUAGCGUGGGUGCGGAAGCGUCGAAGCAGGGUACCACUACCAAGGGCCCAAUGCAAGAGACAGUGGCUGGGAAUUCAGUUCAAGAGCCUAGCACUGCCAAAAAGCAGGUCCGGUUUGCCUCAGUCGAGGAUGCGAACGAUGACGAUGACGAUGGCGAUGACGAUAUGGUGCCUCCACCACCGCCUCCUGCCGAAUGGGUCGAUGAAAGUAGUGGCACAACUACUGGUGGCAAGCAGAGCAGCACCAUCGACGCGGACAAUAAUGAAACUGGCGCCGAUAGUGCAUUCUACGGGCAGCUCAAGCGCAAGUAUUUCCCGGCCGAGGUCGUUGAGGAGGCCAAGCUGGCGUGGAUCCUGGGCCACAACCAGGCCAAGUCGCCGGUGGAGCGUGCGCUUCACAUUAGCAAGAAGGAGGAGGAGCAGGCGGCCAGUGCUGCACUCAAUCAAACCGCCAAUGCGACUGAGGGGGAUUUGAUGGCCAAGGGGAUCGCGCAUGUGCGGUUUGCUUUUGAUGGGCAGAUCAUGGCCGAAGAGACUGCCAGCGAAGUGCCCACACACCUGGGUCUGCACCACCAUGGUGAUGAUCCUGAGCGACCCGGGUACACGAUCCCGGAGCUGCUGCAUUUGUCGCGUAGUACCGUACCGGCGCAGCGCACUGUGGCUAUGAGCACGCUAGGCGCAAUACUACAUCGGAUCAACUUUGGUGCCUGGGAUUUGGCCCAGACGAUCGAGGUCUACAUGGGCUUGCUGGACUGGGAGGCUGAGCAUUAUUUUGCCCAAGGUAUCGUUGAUGCAAACAAGACCAGCCGCUGCGAAGCUAUCGUUGCCCUGUGGACCUGGGUGGUUGAGAUGGCAAAGUACAAUACCCUGGUCAGACUCUCGUUGGCGAGUGACUCUAGCGAGGCUGAUGCGCCGACUGGCCUUCCCGGCGCUGACAUAAACCUGAUGCCUGAUUCAAAGGUUGCCAAAGGACCGCUGGUGAGCCGCACGUUUGCGGCGCUGGAUCGCAUUGUUACACCAGCGUUCCUUGCCAACAUCUACGAGGUUGUGCAUCUGUCGUUGGUCCCCGAUCAGCAGCUGCUGAUGCUGGCUGAAUGCGUCAGGCAGCUGGGUCAGAUGUCGGAUGACUUCAAACAACGAGUCAACAAGGACGGAAAGCUGACGACGCUGCUGCAGAACCGCUAUCCGUAUCUCAUGAGCAAAUAAAGUCAUCUAUAAUGCGCACUGGCGAAUGUGUAGGGUAUAGAAAAGGGGUACUGA